AGCUGAGGAGGAUGCUGAACAAGGCAUUUUGAAGCCCGGAGCAGCUCUCACCACUCCUGGUCUUUCUUUCUUUCUUUUUAAAAUUUUAAUUAAUUAAUUUCUAUUUAUUUUAGCACAUUCUUUUCCUCCCAUUAUCAUCAUUUCUGUUUAGCCAUUUUUUUGUAUUAAAUCCUGGGACACUGAAAGUAUUUCGGGUGCAUUCCUGCUGUUGGCUGGGACUAUGAUUUAUCAGUGCUUGCAGCUUUGUUCUCAUGACAGACUCGCUCUCCUUCGGUCUCAUUCAGACGGAAGAGAGCGGUGAAUUGUCUUUAACUUUCUUGAGCAUCUUCGACGAUUCCAGCUGCAGCAGGUACUUUUUGCACUUGAGCGGCUGUCCUGUGUGUAGGUGUUGAAGCAGCCAUGUGGAGCAGAGAGAGCGCUCCUUUACUCCUCAUCUGCCUGCUGGCGCUCACGGCUCUCUGGAAAACCAGAUCAGCGAAUGCAGAUGCCGCGACUGAUUCCUUUCAAACCAACAUCACUCUGUUCACACGCAUCCUGGACAGCCUGCUGGAUGGAUACGACAACCGUCUACGGCCUGGUCUCGGGGACAGGGUAACUGAGGUGAAAACAAACAUCUAUGUUACCAGCUUUGGACCAGUUUCAGACACAGACAUGGAGUACACCAUAGAUGUUUUCUUCCGGCAAAGCUGGAAGGACGAGAGGUUGAAAUUCCACGGACCGAUGAAUAUUUUGCCCCUCAACAACCUGAUGGCGAGUAAGAUUUGGACCCCGGACACCUUCUUUCACAAUGGGAAAAAGUCUGUGGCCCAUAACAUGACCAUGCCUAACAAACUGUUGAGGAUCAAAGAUGAUGGGACGCUGCUGUACACCAUGAGGUUAACUGUGCAUGCAGAGUGCCCAAUGCAUCUGGAGGAUUUCCCCAUGGACUCUCAUUCCUGUCCACUAAAAUUUGGCAGCUAUGCCUACACAAUCUCAGAGGUGACUUAUGCUUGGACUCGAAAUGCCUCCGAGUCUGUUGUAGUGGAAGGAGAAAGCUCCCGCCUGAACCAGUACGACCUGCUUGGGCAAACGGUCGGACAAGAAACUAUCAAAUCUAGCACAGGUGAAUAUACGGUGAUGACAGCUGAAUUCCAUCUGAAGAGGAAGAUUGGCUACUUUGUUAUCCAGACUUACCUCCCAUGCAUCAUGACAGUCAUUCUUUCCCAAGUGUCUUUCUGGCUGAAUAGAGAAUCAGUGCCAGCUAGGACUGUGUUUGGCGUAACCACUGUUCUCACAAUGACAACACUGAGUAUAAGCGCAAGGAACUCCCUACCGAAGGUUGCCUACGCCACUGCCAUGGACUGGUUCAUCGCCGUUUGCUACGCCUUCGUCUUCUCUGCUUUGAUUGAGUUUGCCACUGUCAAUUACUUCACAAAGCGGGGCUGGGCUUGGGACGGAAAGAGCGUCGUGACUGACAAGAAAAAAGAGAGAGCCUCCAUCGUCAAGAAGAACAACGCCUACGCUGUAGCAGUAGCCAACUAUGCGCCUAAUGUCACCAAGGAUUCCAGCACACUUCCCACCAUCGCCAAAGGCGGAGCCGCGGAUCCCAACAAGCCCAAAGCAGAUGGCAAAGCCCAAGAAAGCAAGAAGACGUUCAACAGCGUCAGCAAAAUUGACAGGCUGUCACGGAUUUUAUUUCCUGUUCUCUUUGGCAUCUUUAACCUCGUCUACUGGGCCACCUACCUAAACAAAGAACCCGUUAUACCAAAUAUGGUCCCCUCUGUUUAGAGACCAGUUUUGAUAGCUUCUUGUCUGGGGACUAAGCGAUGAAUCAAAUACCUCCAGCAACUGUGUACACAAACCUUUGCAGAGUGAAGCCCUGGACUGCAGUGUGACCCUCUAUCUUCGCCUGUUUUCUACACUGUCUGCAGCACUUUUAAGAGCCCGGCUUUUGUAAAUGUGUAUGUAUAUUUAUAUUUAUGGUUUCAUGGUGACAUUAUAUUGUGCGAUGAUUCCAAUUAGAGUGCAUAUGUCCUUCAAAGUAUGUUUCCAGUUUCAGUAUGUGGCUGCUGUACAUACAGAUCCAGUGACGAGUAAACACAUGAUCAUUAAGACUUACAUUUGAUUUCGAAUCACUUCUAAGUGUGUUGAAUUCAGCUGUAAUGCCCACUUUCUUGAUAUCACAGUAUAUAUUUUUGUCUCGAGUGAAAGGGACUGAGUAUAUCAUUUUAAUUCUUUCUUCAUGUAAGAGUCCCCUGACUCUUUUUCUUUAUUUCCAAGCCAAUGCAAAAACACACUUGUAUAAUAUUGUUACAGUUUAAAGCUUGUUUUAUUAUCUCUGACUACAGGUAUGGGGCUGCAAUAAAUGAUCACAACACUCCCAAAUCCCAACAGGCUGUGAAAAUAAAUAGAUACAAAAUGAGACUGGGUAGUUCUGCCAGCUCGAUAUACCAUUUGGGAUUGCAGGACAAUAUCACAAAAGAAACACAAGGAAAAAAUGAAUUGACAGUAUGAAAAAAAAGACAUAUUUCCCAAAGGUUGUGCAUGUGUAACAUGCACAACCUCAGAAAUCAGAAAAUAUUGGAACUACUUAUAACCCAGAAAAGAAGAAUUUGUGCAGAACGACAGUAGAGAAGUGGACUAGUAUCGGAUCUCCAAAAGUGAACAGAAGAAUUAAAAUUUUUCCAAUAAAAAAAUUAACUGGAAGUUAUUUCCUCUGUCCAUUGUGGGGUGCAGAAGAACACCACAAAAAUCAAGCAGACAGUGAAAUUUAUGCUUCUGCGUUAAAUAUACGCUGUAGGGAUGCUGUAACCGCAAACCCUUUCUGAACUUAGACCUGACGUGCGCCUCCCUGCAAGUGUAGCUACACCUCGUGUUAAUGCAGCCUGCAACAACUGUUAGUGGCCCGUUCAGUGACAUUGUUUCCUCCGUGCCGUUUCUUCUUUUAAAGUCGACUCCAGUACCCCUGAUGCUAACUAGUGUUCUGGCUGCAAAAUUGCAGAGUAACGCAGGCACACUGCCACAAGUAGCAAUGCGGACUACGGCUAAGUCGUUGGCUCUGCAGAGAUUUAACACAGAAGUGUAAAUCUGGAAUGCUAGCAAACACUUUGACUGUUUAUACACCAGCAGGAACUAAAAAGCAUUAGCAUUCAUUGUUUAAAAUGUAAGGCAGAUGUUCACUCACUUUUUUGCUCUGUCUUAGUCUCUCCCAGGGAAACUAGCCACUAGCUUUUAUUGUUUGUUUUUUGCUGACUGUAGCUGGAGGUUUGCUGCACCUUAAACCAAAACUAUGACUUAAAAUAGGCUUAAAAAUCUGCUUGGACGUGCAGUCAAGUGAUAACUCUCUGGGCUUGUUAAAACAAAUGACUCCGUUCCUUAAAAACUAUGUACAUGUCAGUUAUAAGCAGGAGACUGUUUCACAGACACGCUAACAAGCUAGUGUCAAGUUAUUUAUUCUGAAUAAUUCCAUUUGUUUAUUUCUGGUGCAUAGUGUAAAUGCACAUGUAAGUCAGUCUUUAGAUAAACCCAAUGUGCAGACUGCCUAAGCUUGUUGUGGCACCAAUCAUCACUUUAAUUUUUGCUUACAAUCCAUAGCCAAUAUUGGGCUAUUAAUAACACAAACACAGCUUCUUUUUUUCUUAUAAUAGUCACAUUCCUCUUUCUUUGUAUUUGGCCUAAAGUGAGAGAACACAGCCAAAAUUUAGAGCUAAAAUAUUAUCUUAUAAAAAGGUAUCAGGUGGUUUUAUCGCCUAUAUAACUCAUAAGCCAUAUGCAAUCUGUAAUCCAGUUCCACACCAUCAGCUAAAUAAUGGUGGAACCAAUUAUGUGCUAUAAAAAAAAAAUCUAUUAAAAAAAUCACAAGCUUAAGCUAAAGUUAAUGAAAUAUCUUGGUGGUGGUUAAAUCCUGCAAAAACCUCCUUUGGUCUCUGAACAGUGUGAGGAAGCUGGACUCCCUGACUCUUUUUGUUGACGAUACACUUCCUUUCCCACUCUUUCUUCCAUGAUUAUUGUAUAUUGUAUAAGAAAAGUCAUGAUCAGCCCCAUAUCAGCAGUCAUAUGUGUUACUCUAAGGUGUUACUUUUUCCAUGAGGUGAUAUACUUUUUCUUCACAUAAAUAUUUUAACUUAAUUUAUCUUAAUUUGUUUGUUGAAGCAAACUUUGCAUGGAGACAAAAUCUAUGAUUUUUUUUUUUAUUCAUUUUUCUUAUGUCAUUGGAUAUAAUUCAUAUUUCCUCCAACAUCCUGACAGAGUCUUAAACAUUCCAGAUAAAGGGAUUGUUCACCAGGUGGAUGAUUGAUUCAGUGCACAGUUUUUAAUAAAACACAUUAUUUCAGUUCUUA
Archocentrus centrarchus (flier cichlid) is the source of this 4319-nucleotide messenger RNA. It is a transcript of the gene gabra2b, whose product is annotated as gamma-aminobutyric acid type A receptor subunit alpha2b. Lineage: Eukaryota; Metazoa; Chordata; Actinopteri; Cichliformes; Cichlidae. Gene Ontology annotation, cellular component: membrane. The record is from RefSeq and is a predicted model, not a curated record. Bases 400 to 1767 code for a protein of 455 amino acids. Gene Ontology annotation, biological process: chloride transport; gamma-aminobutyric acid signaling pathway; monoatomic ion transmembrane transport. The transcript has 10 exons. Gene Ontology annotation, molecular function: GABA-A receptor activity; extracellular ligand-gated monoatomic ion channel activity.